GAAGAGAAAGUGCUCGCGAGCUUAAAAAGGAUGUGAAUGCCUUGUGCGCAGGAUACUUGCUGAGUUUAUAUGUGAAUUAUUUGCUUUGUUAGUAGCGUCGGGCACUGAUUGAAUUUGCUAUUCGAUUCGCUCUUCUGUUUUUAUACGCAAGCCUCUAUGAAAGAAGCCCUAAAAAUGUCGGACACAUUUGAUUUAGCGAUGGACAAAAUCAGAAUGUGAGAGAGCUCAGAGAGAAGAAACGCCCUCAGCCCACUCAAAAAUCACAAAAUACUAUAUAGCAAGAAUCCUAUCCAUAUCCAAUCCCUCUAUAUUUCCCCUUAACCCCGAACCAAAAGUGUUUAUAAUAUGCAAAGCGCUGAAACCAAAGCACCUACGACAAUUGACGAGGAAAACUUGACUUUGGCAGCAGCAACCAAAGCGCAUGCUGAGCACAGUACCAGUGGAAUAGAGGAUCAAACAGAAGAACAGGUAGAGGAGACAGAGCCAACAGAGGAACAUCAAAAUAAGAUCAAAGCAAGGUCGCGCUUCUCGGCUGCCUUUCGUAGUCUGUCCAAGACAAAGCCUAAAAAAGAGAAGGAGCGCGAAAAAAGCAAAGAUAAGGAAAAGCCUAAAUCGAAAGACAACGAUAAGCCAAAGGAUCAGUCAAAGACUGAACAAGACCAACCAGAGAGUCCAAGCAAAUCGUCGCUAGCUAACGUUGAGGAACUUGUGGACAACAGCGAGGUAGUCAGUCUCGAUAGUGGGACCAAGCCCAAGAAAAAGAGUCUCACCCAGCGUUUGUUCCUUAGCGGUCUCAAAAAGUCGAAAGUACGACCGCAUAGUCUCAAUGUCAGUGACGAGAUCAGUGUUCUGAGCAGCAGCCGGGACCAGGACUUAACUGUGACACCCUCAACAAGCACCAGCACCGUCCAGAUUACCAUCAGUGGCAAGAAAAUCGAGCCGGUAACUGCCGGCGGACGCAGCAAAAGUCGCAAGAGCGCACUGAGCGAAACGAACGAUUACCUGACACCGAUACCAACCACAGCAACAUCAACAGCCACAACAACAGCAACAACAGUUGCUGCAAUUGCAACAGGCAAGGCGGCAGCAAAGUCAGCGAAAUCAACAACCACAACGACAACAGUGACAACCAAAGACACGAGCAGCAGUCGCACGACAAAGAUAAUUGUAGCCAAGUUAGGUAAAGAAGCGGCAGCAGCAGCAGCAGCGAGCGCUAAGAAGAAGCUCAAAGCGAAGAAGCUCUCACCUCCCAACAGUCAGGGAGAGGAGAAAAUCGUUAUCACCGAGAGCCAGCGUGACACGCCACCUCGAGAACGUGCGCCAGCAAAACCGAGUCGAGCGUCUGCUAUUCAGUGCGUCAGUGGCAGCGGAACAACACGGAAAUCUGCCAGCGGCACAAGCAAAACUCAGUCAGCGCAGCACGCCACUUCAAAGAAGAGUCUGCGCACGGUUGCCACAAUUGCGACAGCCACUGCUAGUGUGACAUUGCCCAGCAGCCGCAAGGAGCGGGAAUUGAUGCAACAGCAGCAGCGCGGCCAUCGCCUUAUCAGACCCACAACGGCUACCCACACCGCGACGACGACGUCAAUAGCCAAGGCUCAACCCGGCCAGGGAGAACAGUUGGAGCAGGCGCCAGUUCAAUUUCCAGGAGCAGGCGAAAUUGAACAGCUCCCGCAGCCGCCCAACUACGCGCCGCCUCCUGUGCCACCGAAUCAACUAACGCCCGAACAUCGUCAGCUGGCGUACGAAUCGGACGAACACGCCGUAUCGUCCGCUGAGAGCGCACACACUGGCCAGGACCCAGUGCCGUCGACAGAGGCAGGAAGUGUGCGGUUUGCCGUCGGUAGUGCGGUUCGUCCGCCUGGGAACGCCUACGAGGCAGCCUUGGCCGCUGUAGCCACACAACAGCCCAGCUCCAGUGAAUCGCAGAGUGAUUCGAGUCUACGGAGACUCAAUUUUGCCCAACAACAGCAACAAAUAACCGGUGAUCACGACAGCAUCGAAGGUAGGCGGGAAACUCUGCGCUAUCAAUCGGUGGUUAGUGAGUACUCCGACAACUCCCAGUCGGAGGAUUUGGAAGGCACCGAUAAGCCAAUGCCGGCCUUUGGUGACUUGACAAUGGAGCAGGAAAUAGAACCGACCGUCAUGACGCCGAGCAAUGAGAAACGCGAGCAUCUAUACAAAAUUCUAGUCAUCGGCGAACUGGGCACCGGAAAGACGUCCUUCAUCAAGCGGUAUGUGCAUCAGUUCUUCAGUCAGAACUACCGGGCCACCAUCGGUGUGGACUUUGCGCUUAAAGUGUUGCAUUGGGAUGCGAAUACGAUAGUCCGCCUACAGCUCUGGGAUAUCGCUGGCCAGGAGCGUUUCGGCAACAUGACACGUGUGUAUUAUAAGGAAGCCGUUGGCGCCUUCAUUGUCUUCGAUGUCACGCGCAGUGGCACCUUCGAUUGUGUAAGCAAAUGGAAGGAGGACCUAGACUCGAAGGUCCAACUACCAGAUGGCAGUCCCAUACCGUGUAUAUUGCUGGCUAAUAAGUGUGAUCAGGAUAAACAGGGAAUUGUAACGCAACCCGAGAAAAUGGAUGAGUAUGUGCGAGAAAAUGGCUUCGCCGGGUGGUUCGAGACAUCAGCCAAAGAGAACACCAACAUCGAUGAAGCAGCACGCGCAUUAGUAAAUAAGAUACUGAUCAACGAUAAACUGAUAACUGCCGCCGAUUUGGCCGAUGCUGAAAAAUUCAAUUUGAACAAUCCGGGCGAUGGCUCCGGCACUGAAUCGAAGAACAAAUGCUCCUGCUGACCUACCACAGUGCCGAGGAGAAGCAUUGCGGGCGUGACUGGCAAAGUCUGAGCGGUUGCAGAGCACAGCAAAGCUGUGACCUAAAUGAAUACACAUACGAUACAUAAAAUACUUAGUGUGUUAGGUGGAAAACUUUUCUAAAGCAAAUAUGAUUAUGUUUAUAUCUA
Messenger RNA from Scaptodrosophila lebanonensis, 2963 nucleotides. RefSeq names its product ras-related protein Rab-32 (gene Rab32). Lineage: Eukaryota; Metazoa; Arthropoda; Insecta; Diptera; Drosophilidae. The transcript has 4 exons. Gene Ontology annotation, cellular component: Golgi apparatus; vesicle; trans-Golgi network. The coding region runs from base 346 to 2796 and encodes 816 amino acids. The record is from RefSeq and is a predicted model, not a curated record. Gene Ontology annotation, molecular function: GTPase activity; GTP binding. Gene Ontology annotation, biological process: vesicle-mediated transport.